Dovyalis caffra is the source of this 504-nucleotide messenger RNA. The record is from the annotation of a GenBank genome assembly. Lineage: Eukaryota; Viridiplantae; Streptophyta; Magnoliopsida; Malpighiales; Salicaceae.
AUGCAAAUUUUGUACAGUGCUGGUCGUAUUUUAGAAAGCGAGAAUUCUGUGUUGCAAAAUGAAAUUGACCAUAGAUUAAAUAAUGUUCUCUCUAGGACAAGUGUAUCAAAUAUUGUGAGCACUGAUUGGCCAACAAGGUCACCUGAUGACGUGUGCCUAAAUAAUGGAAUACCCACGACCACGACAUAUAGAUCAGAACAUCUAGCAAGCUCGCAUUUAGAGCAUCCACCAUGCGAAGCUAAUCUUAUCGCUGGGAUUAUUGUCGCUGGAGUUGAUGCGCAAAAUGAGAAUUUUCACGCUAUGCCACUAACUUUUUCCCAAAAUGAGAAUCACAGGCCAAACCUCCCUUUUCUCAUUUUAGAUGAUGAAGGUGAUGGAAAGAAAACAACUGCUAAAGUGGAAGGAUUUGCUACUCUAAUGGAUUCGAAAGAAGCUUUCGACGCGAACAUGCAAACAUUAUUAAAUGAUGGCUUUGUUGAUACCCCAAAUUAUGUCCUUAUAUGA